Messenger RNA from Suillus subaureus, 2078 nucleotides. RefSeq names its product FAD binding domain-containing protein. NCBI's taxonomy places the organism in Eukaryota, Fungi, Basidiomycota, Agaricomycetes, Boletales, Suillaceae. The record is from RefSeq and is a predicted model, not a curated record. Gene Ontology annotation, molecular function: FAD binding. Bases 116 to 1753 code for a protein of 545 amino acids. The transcript is spliced from 13 exons.
AUCCACAUUGGCACGUAUGGUUACCUGCGCGGCUUUUCGGCCGUCCCCUACUAGCAAAUAUGUUAUAAGACUCGAGUUUCUGCUAUUCUGAUCCAAAAACCUCUGAACUCUACACAUGAAUUCCACUCGUCCUGUACUAGUCGUAGGCGCUGGGCCAGCAGGUCUGGUAGCAGCGUUGACGCUUCUCCAGAAUGGCAUCCCGGUUCGUAUCAUCGAUAAAGACCCCAAUCCUCGCAUGGGACAGCGCGGUCCUGGAAUAAUGCCACGCACCCGUGAACUGUUUAACUUCCUGAACGUCCCAGAAGUCGACGAUCUGGGGAAAACCUUCCCUUUAGUCCGUUCCUACAAGCCCGGGACAUUGGAACCUGCGACAGAAUCUUCGAUAGUCCCGCAAAUGGAACCUACCCCUGCAAUACCAUUCCAUGCAGCAAAGAUGAUAGGUCAACAACUCCUAGAUGUGAUUCUGCGACGCCACCUAGAGGAAUUCUCCUGCUCUGUCGAGAUGGGAACUGAACUACGUUCGGUCGAGCAGUCCGAUGAAGGUGUCACGGCUGUUCUAGCAAAGGACGGCACAUUGGAGACUUUCAAUACUAAGUGGGUGAUUGGCGCUGAUGGUGCUAAAGGUGUUGUGCGCAAACAACUCGGGCUUACAUUCUUGGGCGAGACCAGAGACGAUUUCCGAAUGGUUAUGGGAGACAUUCGUUUAAAGGGCGUUGAUCUUGAUAGAGCGUAUUGGCACCAAUUUGGAAGCUUGAAGCGAGGGUAUGUUCACACCUCAUUGCGUCCAACAGACGAAAUUGGCGAGGAUGGCUGGCAAUUUAUGAUCUUUGGUAGUGAUCUAGACCUAACAAAUGUCGCUCAGAGCGAGGAGCUGAUCUUCGAGAUCAUCGCGUCGGUGAUACCCACGGAGAUUACGUUCAACAAGCUCGUUUGGGUGAGCGAGUACAGGGCCAAUAUCCGCAUGGUAAACAAGUUGAGCGAGGGACGAGGAUUUGUUGUGGGUGAUGCUGCUCAUGUCCACAGUCCAACCGGUGGUCAGGGGCUAAAUUCAAGCGUACAAGAUGCUUUCAAUCUAGGCUGGAAGCUUGCGCUCGUCGAGAAAGGACUCGCCGACAAGUCUCUUCUUGAAACAUAUAAUGCCGAGCGUUUACCUGUCGUCUCCGAGAUGCUUGAGAUGACCACCAUGAUUCUCAAACAAACAUUAGAGACAAACAACAGGACCAUUACACGAAGCCCUGUCCUUUUCAUGCUUGGUAUCAACUACCGAUUCAGCAAUAUUGUUCUCGACGAGUUUGCGGUUCCAGGGAAACCUAUUAAUGCGUACGGGGUGCUUGAGGAGGGGCAUCUGGAGGCUGGGGACAGGGCGCCUGACGCACCAAAUAUGGUUCAGGUGGGAGGUGGAGAAUCUGACGUGAAGAGGCUCUUUGGUCUUUACAGACCUUGGUAUCACACUGUGCUUGUGUUCGCUCCGAGUCAUGCAGAUGCCACCCCGAUCUUGGGUGCACUGAAGGCAUACGAUACAAGCAUUGUGCGAUCAGCAGUCGUUCUGCCUUCAUCCGCAUCAGUGACGUCUGUUGCAUCCCCUGUUGAUCUCGUUCUUGUCGAUCAGGAGGGCCAUGCUUAUUCGGCUUACCUCGUGGAAUCUGACCAGACGAAGGUGUUUGUAAUACGGCCGGACGGAGUGGUUGGGGCGAUCGUACAUGGUGCAGAAGGCGUGAAGAAGUAUUUCUCGGGAAUAUUUUUGGAUGCUUAGUGGUAGUGUAAAGGUCAACGUGUUACUUAUUGGGGAGCGCACUUCAAAUCUGGACUAACCAGUCGAAUCUUCUUCGCGACUAUCCGCUAUCAGUGAAUUUGUUUUUCCUUAGUCUCCUCGGGCCGUACACCAAUCUGUGGUGUGAAGGUAAGUACUCGUGUUCUAUGUAAAGGAUACUUUCUGCGGGGGCGGCUUUGAGUGGGAGUGUGGGUGGGACGCCGAGGGCAGUGUUGUAUGGGAGGAGUGGAACCGCGGGCGAUGGUGGGAGGGGUAUGUGCGGAGUGGAGGAGGGGAGGGGUAUGUGAGCAGGGGUGGAGAGGAGUAC